CAUCUCUCAGGCUACGUUUUCCAACAGAAAUUUAUCGGUGAAAUAAGAAGCAAAAUAUUUGGAGUGAUGUACAUUGAAGAGCUGUCUUCGAGUAACACCGAGGAUAAUAUGGAAAACGUCAACAACAAUGUUGUCAUUUACAGGCUUCAAGAUAUGAUCAAUCAAUGUCCUUCGUGCUCCUAUAGAGUACUUCAAUCACCCCAAGUUCAUUACAGAAGGUUUUACAAGCGAAGGAAUGACAAUAAAGAGGCAAAGUAUACUAGUUGUCCGAUAUAUGUAGCAGCUGACAGCAUGUUCUAUAAUCAUAUUGGAGGAAAAAGCGUUUCAAAGACUGUGGCAAAGAUGGCCUACCACGUGACACAAGCCGAUAAAAUAUUCCGACGUACAGUUUUCGAUGGACAAAGCACGAGCGUUGGGAUAGUCAUCGCCUCGCUAACGGUGUAUGAAGAUAGCCAAUCACAUUUGAAAAAAGACAAAGAUGAAUAUUUUAAGCAAUGGAGUCGUAUGAACCACGGUAACUAUUGUCUCAGUAUUUUAUUCACAUAUAGCGACUUUUCCGGUGGAGUCCUGGGUCUGGCUUGGCAAGCUGAACCCAAUACAAUAGGUGGAAUAUGUGAAGGUUGGAAUAAAUAUUACAAAAUGUCCUUCAAUACGGCCAUGGUGACUUUUCUUAAUUACGGAAAAGUGAUUAAUGAUCGACUUGGAACUUUAACUGUUGCUCACGAGCUUGGUCAUGCCUUUGGAUCUAAGCAUGAUCCAGAAGCGUGCCAACCGGGAGGAAAUGAAGGAAAUUACUUGAUGUACGAGUACUCCAGUGAUACAGCUCACCCAAACAAUGACAAGUUUUCACCAUGUAGUAUAAGGGAAAUGUCGAGAGUACUCGACGUCAGAAGCAAACAUUGCUUCAUUGAUGGGGAUUCCUACUGUGGUAAUGGGAUCAUUGACGAAAACGAAGUAUGUGACUGUGGAACUGUAGCCCAAUGUCACAAACGGGAUCCUUGUUGUGUUGCAAGAGACACGUCGCGUGGCAUUCCUGGAUGUUCUCUACAACCUUUCUCUCAAUGCAGUCAAUCGACUGGACCAUGUUGCAGUAAUGAAUGUCGGUUUGUCAAUGAAACAGAGAUGAAAGUUUGCCAAAAAGAGACAGAAUGUUCUUAUGUUUCACAUUGUGUCGAUGGUUCAUGUCCUGUACCUCGAUUCAAAUUAAACAAGACACUUUGCAACAAUGGAUCAAAUGUGUGCGAAAACGGUCGAUGUGAGGGAUCAAGGUGUUCGUUGUUGGAUCUUGAACAGUGUUUAUGUAAAGAAACCAAAAAUCUUUGUCAAGUUUGUUGUAACAAAACAAACGGUGAAUGUGUUCCUAUAGCAACAUUGAUAGGUGAAAUUAUAUGGCAAGCUCAAAACACAUCAUGUGGACAAGACAAAUACUGUGAUGAUGAUGGAAAUUGUUUACAACCAAAACAUCAAUCUCGCCUGAAGGUUUCCUUUGAUGACAUAAUCAAUUUUCUUAAAAAGAACUGGUACAUAUUUAUCAUCGUUGUUGUUAUGGCAAAAAUUGUCAAGAUGGCACAUUCCCGUUGGCGUCAUAUGAACCAAAGGUCACAAGAUCGUGAAGAUGAAAACAACGAAUUAGAGAUGAAUGCGAUGAGUUGAAUUAUAGUGAAUAUAUUUUUAUGAAUAAUUAAGAUAUAAAGAAUGGAAUAAUUAGUGUCACUUCUUAGUAAAAAUAUUGCAACAAUACGAAAUAAAGUUUUAUUCAACGAUGUAAAAA
Xenia sp. Carnegie-2017 is the source of this 1771-nucleotide messenger RNA. Its product is annotated as disintegrin and metalloproteinase domain-containing protein 10-like. Gene Ontology annotation, cellular component: plasma membrane. Bases 67 to 1653 code for a protein of 528 amino acids. Gene Ontology annotation, biological process: membrane protein ectodomain proteolysis; Notch signaling pathway. The record is from RefSeq and is a predicted model, not a curated record. The transcript has 8 exons. Lineage: Eukaryota; Metazoa; Cnidaria; Anthozoa; Malacalcyonacea; Xeniidae. Gene Ontology annotation, molecular function: metalloendopeptidase activity.